Phlebotomus argentipes is the source of this 1779-nucleotide messenger RNA. RefSeq names its product E3 SUMO-protein ligase PIAS1 (gene Su(var)2-10). Gene Ontology annotation, molecular function: transcription coregulator activity; SUMO ligase activity; zinc ion binding. Bases 392 to 1597 code for a protein of 401 amino acids. The record is from RefSeq and is a predicted model, not a curated record. Gene Ontology annotation, biological process: regulation of transcription by RNA polymerase II; protein sumoylation. NCBI's taxonomy places the organism in Eukaryota, Metazoa, Arthropoda, Insecta, Diptera, Psychodidae. The transcript is spliced from 8 exons.
UUUGAAACUUUGAAAGUACAGUUUCACCACCGUGCCUGCAGCGCCGCGAGGUGUUCGAAAGAGCGGCCAUUGUGUGAAUUUGCGGGUGAGAGAGAGUUUUUUCGAGGGAGUCUGACCAAAACAGCUUCUAAUCUCAGUAAAUACUGCAAAUAAUGUCCCGCUAGUGUGCACAACCCCUCACUAGGGCUGCUGAGAAGAGAGAUUAAGCAAACAAUUGAACCUGCCUGGCCAUCCGAUGCGAGAGUGAGCCAGGUAACCUGUCGGCUGAAGAAUCUCGAUGUGGCGUUGAUUUUGAGCCUCAGCGCGAUUUCAUUACAACAUUGUAACCAUAAGCGGGAAAUUGGAGUCCUCCACGGUGUCGAGAGUGAUCACCCGCAGCGCAAAACGGAGGAUGUACCAGCAACAGAGCCUCAUAUCCUGUCCGCCUGACGCCAAUCGGAUCAUGACGGCCAACAACAAUGGCAUGAUGAACUACAUGAUCGGCACCUACCCGCCGGAGGUGGACGUGAAGCUGAAGAAGCUGGCGUUCUUCGACAUCCUCGCGACGCUCGUCAAUCCGAGCCUCCUGGCGCCCACGUCGUCGCAGCGUCUCCACGAGAACAGCCUGCACUUCACGCUCACGCCCGCCCAGGCCACCGAGAUCGCCACCAACCGGGACAUCCGGAACGCCUCGCGGGUGGAGCACACGGUGCAGGUGCAGCUGAGGUUCUGCCUCAUGGACACAACGACUGAACAGGACGACUACUUCCCGCCCAACAUCUCUGUCAAAGUGAACGGGAAGCAGUGCCAAUUGCCGAAUCCCAUCCCGACAAAUAAGCCUGGUGUUGAGCCAAAACGUCCACCGAGACCUGUAAAUAUCACUGGAAAUGUAAAGCUAGCGCCGCUCGUCACGAACACAAUCCAAAUCAGCUGGUGUACUGAAUUCAACCGCGGUCACGUCGCGUCAAUUUAUCUGGUGAGGAAGUUGUCAUCAGUUCAGCUUCUGCAGCGACUCAAGACGAAGGGAAUCAAGGCUGCCGACGUGACGAGGGCUUUGAUUAUUGACAAAUUGAAGGAGGACGCAGACUGUGAAAUUGCCACAACAAUGCUAAGGGUGUCGCUGACUUGUCCUCUGGGGAAGAUGAGAAUGACAACACCGUGUCGAGCGUCAACUUGUUCUCAUUUGCAGUGCUUCGAUGCGUGUCUCUAUCUGCAGAUGAACGAGCGGAAGCCCACGUGGAACUGUCCUGUGUGUGAUAAGCAAGCGGUGUACGAGAACCUGGUCAUUGAUGGGUAUUUCCAGGAAGUGAUCGCGUCGAAGGAUCUGGGCGCUGACAGUAAUGAGAUCCAGCUGCACAAUGACGGAUCUUGGAGUGCACAUGUUCUGAAAUCGGACACACAAGCGCUGGACACACCUAUUAAGACAUUGCAAAACGUUGAGAUUAUAUCAGACGACUUAGAAGUCAUAUCGACAAAAUGUGCAAAAUCCGAGAAUGCAACUGGCAACCAAGGAGCAGCAGAACCAUCUUCAACGACUGGUGAAACGGUGGACUUGACACUGAGUGAUUCCGAUGAGGAUUUACCGCUUAAACGAAAGCAAAACUCUGGCAAUCGUUAGCUCACUUCCCUCUUCCCAAAUUUUAAUUUAACCCGAGAGAGCUUCUUUUCUCUUUUCUGUUUCGUCACUUGUGAAAUAAAUUGGAGUAAAUAAAAUAAGAUUUAAUGAAACAUUCAAUGAUUUUCAUGUCUUAUUUCAUUUAAAUAUAAAAUAAAAAUAUCUCCUUUAGACAAAAAAAAAAA